Molecule: messenger RNA, 2088 nt
Organism: Bipolaris zeicola 26-R-13
Lineage: Eukaryota; Fungi; Ascomycota; Dothideomycetes; Pleosporales; Pleosporaceae
Exons: 6
Coding region: 1-2088 (695 amino acids)
Biological process (GO): DNA-templated transcription; regulation of DNA-templated transcription
Cellular component (GO): nucleus
Molecular function (GO): zinc ion binding; DNA-binding transcription factor activity, RNA polymerase II-specific; transcription cis-regulatory region binding
Source: RefSeq, a predicted model, not a curated record
AUGCGGGAAAACGAGGGGAAUUCCGCUGCAAAGGCGGAGCAGCCAAGGACUCUACAAGCGUGUCAACGCUGUCGGAAUCUGAAAACCAAAUGUUUGCCGAGUAGCCAAUCCGGUCGAUGCCAGAAGUGUUCCACUUCCGGAAACGAGUGCGUCUGGGCUGACGCGCCCCGACGAGCAAGAAAGCUACGUGCCCCUUCACGCAUUGCUCAAGUUGAACAAACGAUUGAUGGGCUUGUAGCCAAACUCGUCUGUGCAUCUGGAAAUGAAAUCACGGCUAGCUCAGGGUUCAUUCCACCUGCCGUUCCACCAAAGACGACAAGACCAGUUGUCACAGGAGGUUGGAUGUCUGUUGAAUCCCAAUCAGAAGCACGCUUAAGGAGAACUUCGGACGAUGCUGAAGUUGACCGCCAAUACCUCGAAGAAAUCCGUGGUAUACAUGGCUUCGAUGAUCGACAAACUGCUGGUCAACCUUCUGAAGGUCCAUUCAGGCAGACAAAGCGACUCGAAGACCCCAUAGAUGAUGAGCUUGUCCGGAGUCUGCUUGUUUCAGGCGAAGCAGAAUCGUUGAUGAAGGAAUUUCGUUCCAUGUCGAUUACAUUUCCAUUUGUUGUUAUAUCUCAACAACUCUCCAGCACCGACCUGCAUGCAGAGAGGCCAAUGCUUUUCCUUGCAAUAAUGACAGCAGCAUCGUGGAAGGAUUACUCGCAACAGAGGAGGCUUGACACAAUAUACCGCACGGAACUCGCUCAUCGCACAAUGGUCCGUCCUCGGAAGACGCUUGGGCUAGUACAGAGCGUUCUUGUUUAUCUAUCCUGGUACCAUUUUGUUUUCAGCCACAAGACGCAACAGAUCUUCUUCCUACACCACCUUGUGAUUGGACUGGCACUUGACAUUGGUCUCCACCAAGAUUACCAACCAAUCGAUUUUACCCCUCCACUACGGGGUAGGCCCUCACCGCCAUCUAGAAAAGAUUUACGAGAAAGGCAAAGAACAUUCCUUGGUUGCUACUACAUUUCGUCCAUGGUAGGCGGUGCUUUUCAAAAGCCGAAUCUACUCAAGCAUACACAUUUCAUGACCGAAGCGGCUGAAAGCUUGGGAAAAGAACUAGAGUAUGAAUCCGAUGAAGUCAUUAGCCACCUGAUCUCCCUGCGACAGAUUGAGGAGCAAAUACAAGACAUUCUGUUUACGGCAGAUACGGCGCAACUGUCACUAUCUGACGGACGCAUGCUUAUGCAUUUGCGUUCUAUAGAAGGCCAACUUGAUGCAUGGAAAGCACGAUCCUGUUGCUCUGCAUCUCAAAGAUUGCUCGAGCUUUCCUUCUCUUUCAGUAAGACACUGUUGCACAGCAUCUCCCUUCGCCCACAUGCACUGAACGUUCCCCCGCCACCACAAUCGGCACAGCUCAACUCUUUGUUCUCUGCACUGGAAGCUGGGAAGAAAUUCUUGGAUACUCUUCUAUCUUUUCCAGCUAACGAGUACCAUUUCAUAUCGUUCUCUGAGUGGAUGCGUUUGCCGUCGGUCAUCAUGACGGUAGCCAGGCUGUGUAUGCCUAACGAUGACCAUGCUGCCUGCGGCUGGGAUGCGCAAGCAGCUCAAGAGCGAGUGCGUCUUGAGCUGUGUCUCGAAUCUCUUUGCUUCCGAAUGCAAAAACUAUCAACAUACGACGAGGUGAAGCAGCCCCACAGCGACUUCUGGCGAGCGAUGUGUUUCAUGAUGGACUUGACGAAGACUUGGUAUAUCCGUAAGAUCCGACCGAAAGCACCAAUGCAGAAACCUAUGCAAUCUCCAUUAAGGGCGACGACGGAGACAGGUACGGCCGAGGCCUCGUGUCCAAUCUCUGCCAUGUCAACUGUAUGCCCCAUGCAUGGAUCAGAGGCGCAGUACCCCGCACUGGCUGAUGCGAACUUCACGUGCGAAGGCAGUGCGGAGAUGGAUGGCGCUCCCAAUGGGAGCAGUGACCCGUUUGCGCUAAUGAGAAGUGCAGAUUUCGACAUCGAGCAGUUCUUCGAUAUGGCCGGAGGCAUCUGGGGUGACCAAUGCUAUGACAGCUACUCAGACAUGGCUUUUGGUAGUGGUGCGUCAUUCUAG